AUGGAAUAUCGCUAUUUGGGCAACUCUGGUCUCAAAGUGAGCAUCCUGUCUUUGGGAUCUUGGAUCACCUUUGGCGGCCAAAUUACACCUGAACAGACGACAGAGAUUGUAAAAACAGCCCUUGAGCUUGGUAUCAACCAUUUCGACGUUGCUGAAUCUCAUGCAGGUGGCCAAGGCGAGAUUGAUCUGGGUCUUGCUCUGCGUAACCAAAAAGGGCUCAAACGAUCCGACUUUGUCAUUUCCACUAAGGUGUUUUGGGGCGGAAAAGGCGCAAACGAUCGAGGCUUAUCACGAAAACAUGUGUUUGAGGGAACGGUCGCGUGCCUUCAACGACUGCAGCUGGACUAUGUCGAUAUUCUUUACGCACAACGACCAGACCCCGAUACCCCUAUGGAAGAAAUUGUGCGUGCCUUCAAUUGGUGCAUUGACAAGGGAAUGGCGCUCUACUGGGCAACUAGCGAAUGGCCACCUUACUUGAUCAUGGAAGCACAUGCUGUAGCCAACAAGUUACAAUUGAUUGCACCUAUCACUGAGUCUCCACAAUAUAACAUGCUGAAUCGAGAGCGCGUUGAGAAGGAUUAUUUGCCAUUGUAUCAAAAGUUCCGUAUGGGUACAUGCGUCUGGUCACCAUUGGCAUCGGGCUUGUUGACAGGCAAAUACAAUGAUGGAGUGAUCCCACCUUAUUCACGGCUUGCCAUACAAGAUCAUCCGGUCAUCAAUCGGUUACGUGCCGGCUUUUUCAGUGAAGAAGGAAGACGAAAAAUCGAAAAGGUCAAGCUUGUUUGUCAAAUAGCACAACGAUUAGGAUGUACACCUGCUCAACUUGCCAUUGCUUGGUGUUUAUGCAAUCCAAAUGUUACCAGUGUGAUUAUCGGCGCAUCCACGCCCGAUCAAGCCAAAGAGAACAUCAAUGCGCUCAAGAUCCGACAUCUAAUGACAGACGACGUAAUGAAGGAACUUGAUCAGAUACUUGGCAACAAACCUGAAGCCGUCUUUGAUUUUCGUAAAAGUUGA
This is a messenger RNA of Lichtheimia ornata, 1014 nucleotides long. RefSeq lists its product as uncharacterized. The transcript is spliced from 10 exons. NCBI's taxonomy places the organism in Eukaryota, Fungi, Mucoromycota, Mucoromycetes, Mucorales, Lichtheimiaceae. Bases 1 to 1014 code for a protein of 337 amino acids. The record is from RefSeq and is a predicted model, not a curated record.